Molecule: messenger RNA, 4803 nt
Organism: Armigeres subalbatus
Lineage: Eukaryota; Metazoa; Arthropoda; Insecta; Diptera; Culicidae
Gene: melt
Product: protein melted
Exons: 9
Coding region: 862-4011 (1049 amino acids)
Biological process (GO): regulation of signal transduction
Cellular component (GO): plasma membrane
Molecular function (GO): phosphatidylinositol-5-phosphate binding
Source: RefSeq, a predicted model, not a curated record
CAUUCGUGGUGCAAAAGUCGAAUCGACGUGACUGACAGAGCGCUGCUUUCCUGCUCGAUGGCCGUCCGUAUUGGUUUGUCGUCGCCGUCGUCGUGUCCGUUGCCGAAAAAUCGUACAAAACUCGAGCAAAAGUGCAUUUUUAGCGGUUUUUGAAGAAAAUUGAUUGCAAUUGCAUAUGGAUAGGUGAAAAACAAGUGAAAAUUCAUUAGUUAUCAAGGUGAAAACCUGAAAACACGACCCGAUUUCACCCCUGUGGGCGAAUUUGGCUAUGAAAAAUAAGAAGAGUGUAGUGCUCCAUCCUGAAUCGUUCGUUUAGUAAGAUUCCGCCUGUCAGCCGGUUCGGACUCGCUGGCUGUGUCGAUUGAUCCCCUAUAGCUUUCCCUGGCCCUGGUUCCAGUGAAACUGGCAACGAGCAAGCCAGCCGCUGAGCGGUGUGGUGAUUGGCACUUCAUUAAUUCUAAGUGAGGGAAAGCGGUUCUCGACGUGCCAACCAUCAUCAUCGUCGCGACGAAACGCAAGCCGGACCAUUUUGUGUGAAAUGAGCGCCAGCCGUGUCGCGGUGCCAAGAGAGAAUAUGUGAUGAGUGAAAAUCUUGUUUUCCCGGUAGUUGGCCGCACCUUUUCGAUCUAAAUCAGUCUGAUGGAAAUGAAGCUCGAGUGCAAUAAUCCUGGCGGAAAAUCUGUGCGGAGCUGAGAAAUAAUAACAGGAAGAGCCGAACAAAGUGGUGGUCGGUUGUCGAUGGAGAAAGUGGUCGAAACGGGAUGAAGGGGAUUAUGGUGAAGAAGAUCAACGUUUGAUUGAUUGGAAAAGUGCAGUGAGAUUAAGGUGUUAGCGCGAAGUGAUAUUUAUCGUAGCCGGAAGAUGCAUGAUUUAUUCACAACCGUACUCUCGAAACGUGACCUGUCACGUGCAGGGGAGCUGUUUUCUGUGGCGGAUUCCGAGAUAGUCAACGAUCUGAGUGAAGUGCUUAAGGAAGCAUCAUCUAUAAUUAGUCAUGAGGAUUACCUGCAAAAUAGCAAUGACCAGUCGGUGAUUGAAAUCUGUAUCAACAGAGUCACGUCAUGCAUCAAAAAAACCAACACCAUAGAGACGCACUGCUCUGGGCUGGUGGAGCUACUGGAAACCUGCCUCAAAUACAACCUUCAACCGUCUAGCAAGGAGUCGGAUUCGCCCCAUGCAAAAAUAUCGUCCGACAUCAUUUCUAGUAUAUUCCUUAACUACAACAAAAAGCUUGUGAUGGAAGUAACACUGCCAGUAGCCGUCAAAUUUUUAAACAAAGGUAACCUGGAGCUUUCACGUAACCUGGCCAGUUAUCUCUCGUCGGCAGCAAUUGAAUAUUCCUACCUUCUUUCGCCUCACGUUAAACUAAUCUUAGAUUCCCUCCUAAACGGGAACUAUGGCUUAUGCCACGUGCUUUCUCAAAUCUACGAUGCCGCCCCGGAACCGAUCAAUGCCGAAGCGAAACGUUUCGUUGAAAUCAUUCCCAAAUGUGAACUUCAAGAGCAGAUUGUGAUACUGCAAUUAUUGGUAGCCGUUGCCAAGAACAAACCAUCGUCACUGCUAGAUAGCAUUCCACAGCUGUUCGAGCUUGCCCAAAAACCAACAAUUUCUACAGCCGUUAUGUUGGUAAUCCUGAAACUAGCCGAGUAUAAACCAAUCAAAAUGAGUGAGCAUAUAGACUCGGUGAAAGCCAUUGCCCAAGCGGUACCACAAACAGUGGGAUUUGCAGCACAAAUUCUAUCGGCAAUCGGAAAAUCCAGUAAAGAUAGGGCGCAGGUCGCUCUGGACUUUGUUCUGGAGUAUCUCCCGAAAGCGGAUCGAUCUCUCCAGACGAUAUUGUUGAACGAAGCAACCAAGCUUUGCACCAAAUAUCCCGUCCUCUUCACAGACAAAGUAACGUCCGUAGUUCGUCAGCGCCGUCAGAAUAACACCAAUCAAAUCAAACAGACCCCCGGUGGGGUUACCAUAGUCAACCUGAGCUCCUCGGCGUCGCUUCCGGUGGCUACAACGCCGUCCGCUACACCACCAUCGGUAACACUCGAUACUCGAUCUAUCAUUUCCAAAAAUCCAAAUGUGGCCGUCAUCAGCAAUAGUAGUGCUCCAACUGCCAAUACCACUAUCAUCAAUACUUCCAAUGGCACGACAACAAACUCUACCAUACAUCCAGCACUGUUGACUAACUUCAUGAACUCUGCUAACGGAAUACCGGCAGUAGUGAAUGGGGGUCCAAUGGUGCCGCCAACGCCCCCACAUACUGGCUACACGCGCCGAGCAAAAUUGGGAGACUCUAGGAGUACGGGACGGCUGCAUGCUGGAAGCGGCGGGAACAAAAGUAUGACUCGACUGAACAUUGCCGGUGGAUCUGUUGGAGGAUUGCACAAAUCGAUGACGCGACUCAGUUCAUCUCAACUAUUGGGGCAGUACAAUGGAGACGACCCCGGUAAGCAACACCAUGGUCCAGGAACUGGCGCCGUCAGCACCGCAGCCAGCGGCAUCAGCGGUGGUGGUGGCAUUGAUGGAAGUAGCGCUGGCGGUGGUUCGAACUCAAAUAGCAAUAUCUUGAAUAGUCAUUCCAGUGGUAACGUGGCUAUCGCUUUUGCCAACAAAAACAUCAGUACUCAAAACUACGCCUCUCCCGUACCUCCCCCGCUCAGUCAGCACGUGACGAUAACGGGCGAAAACAAGUGGGGUAUUCCGCAGACGAAGAUCACGUCCGGCGGUGUGACGGUAACAACAUCUCCGACCCGACCACAGCGCCCGUACUCACAAGGUCCCAACACUCUGAUGGGGUCGGCGGGGGCUUUAGGGAAGAAUUCGCUGGGAGGAUUGAACCAAUCAACGGGGUCAAUCGGAAUGGUUCAGGUGCAUCACGCUUCUCCGGCAUCGCCAACCAUGUUUAACAAUCAUUCCCAGCAAACAUCACCUCAAUUGACGACUCUGUCGCUCAAUUCCAACGAAGAUGCUAAUCAAGUGAGCGUGUCUGGUCCAGCAACAGUGACUUCUCGACGAAACGACAAUCGCAGCGUAACUCUGCUGAACGCAAGCAGUACAGUCAACCAGAGAAUGAGCGUCUUCGAGCCAUAUCCCAUGAGAGACACAAUUCAGCAUUUCUGCGAGAAGCACCUGGAUAAGAUCAAAUCAUUUACCGAGAGCGUAGCCCAGAGAUUACCACCACCGGCCAAGUGCAUCAUCGAAGAACGGCGGGCCAAAAAGAUGGCAAAGUUACAUUUUGCUUGUCAAGUGCGAGGGCCACAUUGUCUGUAUUCGCGUACUAUGUUCACCAUGCGGACUCGCAACCCACGGACGUGGAUCCACCUGAUGUUUCUGGACUUACAGGCGCGAGCGCCGCAGAACGCGCUAAGCAGUUGGGACCCCAGCGUGAGUCGACUGAAGCACUGCUGGGACACGUUAAAGUGCGAGAACAAGACUUUUAUUACGCUAGUCACCAGUGCGUUCCCCAAUGUAAAGGAACAGGAAGCACUGAUCAAUGAGCUGCGCAAUGCCGGGUUUUUCGACGUGUUUGAACUGGGAGCAGCCAGUACGCCGGAGGGAGCUAGCAGUGAGGAUUUGCAGUUUCAGUGGGGAUGUUUUCUGUGUAACCACCCGGAGAAAGCGAUGGGCUUUUUGCACGGUAAUACACAACCAGUGAUCGAGGGGCAGCUCAAGGAAAAGAAAGGCAAAUGGCGUUUGUUUCGCAGAUGGCGUACCCGGUAUUUUACUUUAUCGGGAGCGCACCUUUCAUGCAAAGGAUCGACUGGAGGCGAAAGUAUCGACGUUAACCAGAUCCGCUCAGUAAAGGUGUCCCGCGGGGCACGGAAUAUCCCGAAGGCGUUCGAGAUAUUCACCGGUGAUCAAACGCUCAUUCUCAAACCCAAGGAUGGAAACAAGGCUGAGGAAUGGGUUCAAUGCUUAAGCAUAGUGCUGGCACACUCACAGGCCCGCGAUAGUCCAACGACUCGUACCAAUAGUCUACCCGCACGCAGCCUCGGCAACAGCCGAAACGUUUUCUGAGACACAUAUCACAUCCACUCUACUCUUAACUACUACACAAAAUACAUACAAACACAUAAGCUACGAAAAAUCGAUCGCAAUCAAUCAGAAAAGACUUGAAACGAUAUCAGAAGUAAUAUGAGAAAAAUAUCAUGUACUUAAUGCCAACAUUUCCUUCCAAUAAGUUUACUUUUAGAACGUUAAGCAUAUCGAAAGAUUGAAAGCAACCGAGUUGUUACUUUAUUUAUCGACAAUCGUAAUAAGAAAAAUGGUAGUUUUAACUAGCCACGUAAGGACAGACGAAAAUCAAAAUCAAACCAAGCGCAAUAAGAUGUGUCAAUUUAAAAUUGAUUUCAAGCGAAUCAGGAACAACAUUGCAAGAACUAAUUCAAUUUAAAAUUUUCCUUUUUACAACUAUUGUUGUUUUUGAAUCCAUCCAAACCAGAUGCCAACUACAUAUUUCUAUACAGACGCGAACACGUGUACUUACUAUUCGAUGCAGACAGAUAUUCGUGCAAGGCCCUUUCUGCCGUCUCUAUUAACUAGUUUGUAAGAAAAACGAUUUAAGUCGCAUUGCAAGAUAGAAUGGAUAUGAACUUUUUAUCAUUGUUUGUUAAGUUUUCGACCUUAUACUCCGUCUAUAGAAUAGUUUUUUUUAAACGCUAUCCACGAGAAGAAUGAAAAUCUAGAAUGUUGAACACUGUUUGCUGGAUGAGCUGAUUACUAGAAGAGUCAGCUACAGUUUAGAUUCUUUACUACUUAGAUAUUAUUUAUUGAAAUUUAUUGAUAAAAAGAAUUAACUCUAAACAAAAA